UGUGGCCUGUUUGGCAAAUGCUGCUCUACAUGACAGCGUGAACUUCACAACACUCUCAUUCGACCGGCUGCUCCUCGACUUGAUCAGCUAAACCUUGCUGGCAGCGUGAGAGCAGUACUAUGACUACGGCUUUUCUCAGAAACACUGCAACCUGGAAUGCCAUGCCUAGCAUUUAAAGUUCUGAAGAACUUUGACGGAAUUAACGAGCACAAUGGGAAACACUGUGAAAACUCCAAGAGCAUCUGAGGAAACAAACAUGCCAAGCCAAACGGGCCAGGAGAGUGACUUCCUUGCUGUUCUCUAUGACUAUCCUUCAGCAGACAUAAGCCAACCUAUAUUUCAUGUAGGGGAAAAACUACGUGUGCUAUCAGAUGAAGGAGGCUGGUGGAGAGUCCAUUCCCUUACAACAGGUCGAGAAAAUUAUAUUCCAGGAAAAUAUGUAGCAAAGGUUUAUCAUGGCUGGUUAUUUGAAGGGCUGGGAAGAGAAAAAGCAGAGGAACUUCUACAGCUGCCCAACACCAAGGUCGGCUCCUUCAUGAUCAGAGAAAGUGAAACCAGGAAAGGGUUAUAUUCCUUGUCAGUGAGGCACAGGCAAGUGAAACAUUACAGGAUCUUCCGCCUCCCCAAUAACUGGUAUUACAUCUCUCCACGGCAAACCUUCCAGUGCCUUGAAGACCUUGUCAAUCACUACUCAGAAGUCGCUGAUGGUCUCUGCUGUGUCCUUACAACACCCUGUCUCACCCAGUGCACUAACAACAACACCGUGAUGAAUCCAGUUCCUCCUGUGGUGAUGCGGAAUAAAAAUUUCAACUGGAGAAACAUUCACAGGCUGGAGGUGACUGAAGAUACCAAAAGCACCCUGGCAGCAAUGGAUGACUCUUGCCUCAGCUAUGGCCUGAGGGAAAGCAUCGCUUCCUACCUCUCCCUGACUGAGGAUGACAAUGCUUCUUUUGCAAGUGCCAGAAAGAAGAAAUCCCAGUCUCUCAUAUAUACGGGGAGCAAACAUAAGAGUGCCCUUCACUUGCCACCUACAUACUAUGACGACUAAAUACAAGACAAAGAGGAAAAAGCCACAAACUGAUGAGUUAGGAGAGAAACCAGAGCAUCCUGUGGUCCUGCCACCCUUCAACAGCUGGGAAAUACAAUCUGCUAAGCUGGUGACCAAACGCCAGCAGUGCUUCUGCAUGUCCUCUUCUGAUCUUCUCAAGGGUGCUAUCCCAGCCAUGGCAUAUGCUGGGAAUGUGCCCAGUGCACCAGAACUGGUUCACAAGCAGGAUAAACCAAGAUAGACUCUAAGUCAAGAGCCAAGUGGUGCAGGUGACUCUUCAGUGAGGCGAUGCCCAGCAUUGUACAGAGGUGACUGCAUAGGGAAGAACCAACUGCAGCUUAAGAACUUAAAUUAACUCUGACUCUGGUGUUCUCCACAAGGCUGAAAACCUUUUCAGAACGUAUGUACACUGAAAAAAGGAGCAUUUUUCUUCUCAAGAUAGACUUACCCAUUAUCAUUGAGAAUGGGUCAGAGGGACAUCAAUAACCCCAAGAAAGUAUCUAACAUCUGGCAUACAAGAAACACCUGAUUCUAGUGACUCCAUUCUUAUCUUUUAGGAGAAAAAAUUAAAAUAACUGACUUUAUAAGCAGCAUUUAUUCACUUGCUGGCAAUGGCCUGCAGUGUCAUAAAAUAGUCACAAACUUAAGAACAGACUUAAUUCACUGAGAAAAGAAGUUCUUAUACCUGAGAUGGGAGUUCAGGCAUAUCCAAACAUGUAUUUCAGCUGCUCAUAGUAAACAGAGAUAAAAGAGGUGUUUAAAUGAAAAGUAAGAUGUGAUGAUAAUGUGCCUAACUGCAAAGGUUGGCUUGCAAAGGUGUGACCUUGUAUGUGUACAGGGAGAUAUUUUAACUAUGACUUCUGAAGUCAGCCACAUAUUUAUGUAUAAUAUUUAUAUUAAUAACAGCUUUUAAAAUAAUAAAACUAAGGGAACAAAUCAGUAACAGUGGAUGUUAGAGAUUUUUCCUAAUUUCUUGUCUGAUGAGAGUUAUGUCAAAUAGUAAUUACAUUUUCCAUCAAAUCACUUAAAGAUUAGAAGGUUUUCUGGAAUUUCUUUUAUUUUUUUAACUGGUAUGCAGCCUUUUCUAAGCCAUAAAAGAGCACGUAGCAUUUUCACAGAAUCACAGAAUUACUAGGUUGGAAGAGACCUUCAAGAUCAUUGAGUCCAACCCAUGCCCCAACACCUCAACUAAACCAUGGCACCAAGUGCCACAUCCAGUCUUUUUUUAAACACAUCCAGGGAUGGUGACUCCACCACCUCCCCAGGCAGGCCAUUCCAGUACUUUCCUUUGUACCUGCUUGUGAUUGCUUUCUAAACCAAGGAAUCACUUGUUUGAGUGUGUAAAAUGCUGCAACCUAUGCUGUCAAGCUAAGAUAGUUUCAAACCAAUAUUCUCUUGUACCUUUUUGCACAGAUUUGAAUAAUGAAGGUUUGGAGAAAUAGAGAAUUGGUGAGGUUAUAUAUAUAUAUAUAUUUAAUCUCUAAACAGCUCUUAGGACACAUCUAUGUGCUCUUUAGAUCUCGUAUCAGGUCACUUGCACUAGCAAGAAAGGUUCAGAGAACAAAAUGUUUCACAGCCUGUUUAAACAUAUUUCAGGAUUUAAAGGAUGAAUGUAAUUUGGCUGGUAAACAUUGAACUCCAAAAAGCAAAACACACUCAGGAACUCUAGACAUUUGUACAAUCUAAUCACUGUUACUGAUAUUCAAUACAUUAUGGUGACUGCAUUUUAUCCAUGAAAUGUAUUUGGAGAGUAUUUCAGAUUUCUAAGUCAUGACUUGUAUUUAUUCAUUAAAAUAAUAUUCAGUAGUUUGUGCUGCUUUAAGAAAAUGGCAAACCUGUGUGCAACUAGUACAAUCAGCCAGCCUUGCAAUGCCAGUGCCAGAAAGUAUCUCGGAUGGAAGGUGACAAAAGAAUCCCAGAGCCCACACAACUGGCAGCACUCAGACACACACUGUGAGAAGGGGAUAAAACAUUCUGACAUUGACAGGUUAAACAAUCAUGGACCAGUUCAGCAUGGAAAGGACCCCCAGACAUCCUCUGAUCCAAGCCCUCCCUGUUUCACCAGAACCACCUUGAGCCAUUUGCCCAGGACCAUGUCCAGACGGCUCUGGAAUACCUCCAGAGAUGGAGACUCCACAACCUCCCUGGGCAACCUAUGCAGACACUCUGUCAUCCUCACGGUAAUAACAUGAUAAAGUGACAAAAGCUAAUUAAAUGUUCAAUAGGACAUUUAAAGACUAAUUAAAUGUGCUAUAGGCUGGAUUUCACAGAUGGUUAUGGGGAAAUUCUGUGAGGUCUGGCCAUUUUUACAGUUAAUUGGAAGACUUUAUUGGGGACCUUUGGGGGAAACACAAGCUUGCAAGGGAUGACAGUCCCCAGGUGAUUUUAUACAAAUCUGACACUACCUAUGAAAUGGUAUAAUGAAAAAAAGUAACCAAGAGAGGUGGUUGGUUUGUUUGAGAGGGAAUGAGACUGGUAAAGGGAGGGAAAAAGGAGAUGGGAAAACAGGGAAAGGGAUCUACAGAGCACCUAAUUACCAGGAUCAGGGAUAUUUAGAGUCCAUGUCAGAGAGCCCUGCACCUGACUGCAGCAGAAGAGCAAUAAACCUUCUCUUUCCACCAUUGUCUGAUCUGCUUCCAUGGCCAGGAGGGACCUGGCCUUCUUCCCUUGCACUGGGUGGAAGAAGGUUGGAAGCUGCCCUUGACAUCCACCAGGAAUGCCAUGAGAGGACACCCAACACAGCUGCCCUCUGCAGCCCCUGCAAUCCAUUGAUUCAGUCAUCUACAUCAAUAUUGCACUGGUAAAUUCACUGAGUGAUCAAAAAAUGAAGUCAAAUGCCAGGCUAAUUCUCUUAAACCAUUUACAAUACGGCCAAAAUCACUGAUAACACUUAUUUCUAAUCAUAGCACUGAAAGAUGAAAAAAAUUCUAAAAAGUCCCCGUGACAGCUUUGCACUGAUUUUGUUCAAUCUGUUUUCAGAUUUGUUCCAAACAAAAGCUAUUAGAGGGUAGACACAGGAAACACAAAAGCAUUUUGCUAUUUUGGGUGCACAUUUUCUAGUAAAGAAAGUUUCAUGCACCACUCCUCUCUGCAUGCUCAGGAACAGUAUGGUUUUAUCAUGCAUAACAAAUACAGAAACAAGGAGCACAAAGCUGACUUUUGCAGAAGAGCUCUAUUGAGGGAUUUUCCCUCAGGAAAGGUAUAUCUGGUAUAUAUUCUCAGUUUCAUUGUUCUAGUCUGUAAAAUUAAAAGUACAGCAAAAUUAAAAGUACUCAGUGAUUUUAGUGUCUUUGAACAAAAACAAGACACAUCCCUUUACAGGAGAUGUAAGUGAAAAAACAGCUUUGGCACCACUUAAAAAAAAAAAAGACAGAUCAAGUAUACUUUUAAGCUACAAGCUACUUCUAUUGUUGCUUGCUUUUUAUAUUAUCAGUGUAUUUCACAAGAAAAUUAAAUCCAAUGUGAGGCUGUCAGAAUAAAUAAUUAACACUACUCUGAACUCAGUGGAGAUGCUGCUUUUGCCAAGACAGUGAUUUGCACAGUACCA
Molecule: messenger RNA, 4595 nt
Organism: Passer montanus (Eurasian tree sparrow)
Lineage: Eukaryota; Metazoa; Chordata; Aves; Passeriformes; Passeridae
Gene: SLA
Product: Src like adaptor
Exons: 8
Coding region: 212-1048 (278 amino acids)
Molecular function (GO): protein binding
Source: RefSeq, a predicted model, not a curated record